CAUCUCAACCAUUUAACCAACUUUACAUCCAUAAAAUAUUUCAGUUGUUGAAAUUAGUAGCCAAAUGUUUUUAUAAGAAGGUAUAAACCAAAUGAAAUACAUAAUAAUAUGAGAAGUAUACAAUACAUUAUAAAUCUACUUUUCAUUUUUUUUUUUAUAUUUGGAGGGAGUAUAUAAUAAUGCAUGCAUAUAUAACACCUUCAUGUUUACCACUGGUGAGGCAGCAUACAGUAAAUAAUCCUGUGUUGCCAAAACAAACUAAAACCAUGGCGUUCAAGAUCAAGAAUGCACAAUCUUUCCUCCUCCACCUAAUAACAACAACAAUCAUCAUAACCACCACAAAUUCACAAACCACCACAACCAGAACCACAACUACAAGCAACACAUUGUUAGGCCACUGGGUUCAACUCCAAACAAGCAUAGGUAUCUCAGCCAUGCACAUGCAAGUAAUGAAAGACAACAAAGUUAUCAUCUUCGACAGAACUGAUUUCGGCCCAUCCAACAUCUCUCUCUCCAACGGCCAUUGCCGUUACAACCCACGUGACAUUUCACUCAAACUCGACUGCACAGCUCACUCCAUUCUCUACGACAUUUCAUCAAACACCCUCCGUCCUUUAACUCUUCAAACCGACGCUUGGUGUUCCUCCGGUGCUCUCAACGUUAACGGUACGUUAAUCCAAACCGGUGGUUUCAACGACGGUUACAACAAACUCAGAACUUUCACUCCUUGUCCUCAAACCAAUAACUGCGAUUGGAACGAACUUCCUCAGAAUUUAACUUCAAGUCGUUGGUAUGCUUCCAAUCAGAUUCUCCCAAACGGUAGAAUCAUCGUCGUUGGUGGUCGUUCGUCUUUUUCUUACGAAUUCGUACCCAAGAGUUUAAACGACGUGUCGUUUUUUUAUCUCAGAUUCUUGCAAAUCACGCGUGAUUCUAACCCUGGUGAAGAAAACAAUCUUUACCCUUUCUUGCAUCUUUUACCGGACGGUAAUCUUUUUAUUUUCGCUAACCGUCGUUCGAUUUUAUUUGAUUAUAACCGUAAUAGGGUAAUAAAGGAAUUUCCAAUUAUACCUGGAGAAGAAAAGAGAAAUUAUCCAAGUACUGGCUCUUCCGUUAUGUUACCGUUAAAUUUAACGGGGUUAGGAAAUGGAAGUUUACUGGAGGUUGAAAUUAUGGUGUGCGGUGGCGCGUUUCCCGGAGCGUUUGAAUUGGCUAAUAAACAUAAAGUGUUUGUGGAAGCUUCUAGAACGUGUGGGAGGUUGAAGGUUAGUGAUUUGAAACCUGAAUGGGUUAUGGAGGUUAUGCCGAUGCCACGUGUCAUGCCAGAUAUGAUUUUGUUACCGACGGGGAAUUUGAUUAUUUUGAACGGUGCAGGGAAUGGUACUGCGGGUUGGGAGAACGCAGCAAACCCGGUUUUCUAUCCAGUUUUAUAUCGACCCGGUUUGGCUGACCCGUUGCCGAGGUUUCAGUUAUUAGCUCCAGCGAGCACUCCAAGGAUGUAUCAUUCUUCGGCUGUGUUGUUGCCAGAUGGCAGGAUUUUAGUGGGUGGGAGUAACCCGCAUAGGAUUUAUGAUUUUCGGUCGUAUCCGUACCCGACAGAGUUGAGUUUGGACGCGUAUUAUCCGGAUUAUCUUGGGCCUGAAUUUGGUGGGCUGAGGCCCGUGAUUAUGUCGGUGGAGGCAGUUUAUAAUACGGCGUCUUAUGGGGGUUUGUUUUCGGUGACGUUUGCGUUGAGGGAGGUUAGGGAGAUUAAUGGGAUUAAGGUUACGAUGGUGGCGCCAUCAUUUACUACUCACUCGUUUGCGAUGAAUCAACGGGUGUUGGUUUUAGAAAUGACGGCUAUGGAGGAGGUUGGGAAUUUGGUUUAUAAGGCUACAAUUCGUGGGCCCACUUCGCUUACGGUGGCGCCACCUGGAUACUAUAUGCUUUAUGUUGUCCACGCUGGAAUUCCGAGUGUUGCUGUUUGGGUUCAUGUUACUUGAGUGGACUGAUGAUAAGCAUGGUUCGGUUUUAGGUUUUUUAUUGCAAACCUGGUUUGGGUUGGGCCCAAAUGAGAAGGGAAAAAACCAAGUAGAUAAAAGGGUUUUUGAAAAUAAAAAAUAAAGCAUGGGAAAAUAGUCAUUCCUUCGUUAAUUCAUGACUAUUAUAACGUGUUGAUGUGUAUAGCGAGGGGUGGUAUUGAGUUUUUGACACUAUUCUUUUUGGGGCUGAUGUACAAUUUGUAGUUCCCUUUUUUUAUUUUAUCAUGGGAAUUUUUCAAUUCUAUUUAAGUUAUCAAGCAAUUUUGGUGAAUUUCAUUUAUGGUUGAGUUUAUUGUUUUCCCUCA
Molecule: messenger RNA, 2323 nt
Organism: Cicer arietinum (chickpea)
Lineage: Eukaryota; Viridiplantae; Streptophyta; Magnoliopsida; Fabales; Fabaceae
Product: aldehyde oxidase GLOX-like
Source: RefSeq, a predicted model, not a curated record